GAGCGAGUGACGUAAGUAUGGCUAAAUUUCGCUGCGAAAUGCCAAACGGUUGUUGUCAACGAUUCUCCUCAAAUGGGUGUUUUGAUCGUAAACUUAGGGGGUUCGAGGAGGACACGAUGACAAAGUUCAUCGUUUGGACGAAAGACAAGGCUUUUGGUGUGGACGGUGAGAUUUAAAGCAGGUUUCAUUUGUGGAAACUCCAAUAUGUUCCUUUUGACGGGAUACCCUUCAUGGUGGUGGGGAGGAGGGUCUACUCCUGUCACCGAGGGGUAGACUAACACAAACAUGAAAAACUGACAAGACAACUACAACUGGUUGAUGACCUCUCAGACCAUUGUUAUGAAGAGAGGCGACGUCUUCAAGACUCAAAGAAAUUGGACUGCCCAGCCAGAAUAUAUGUGGUUCAUCUGAUCAGAUUCCCUGAUUACAAGAUACCUGGUGACAUUCAUAAACAGAGGAAGGAGAGAUCUGCGUGUCUGAGAUGUGCCUUAACAAAAAAACCAUCAGCAGUGAAGCUUGAGGAGCAAUAUGUUGCCUUCUUCCCAGGGAUCGAGGAGCACAAAAACCAUCCUGUGGUAGGAGAGGUUCGUGAGCCAGUGGACACUAGCAGCACCCCUCCCAAUGACAGCAUCACUCCUCACAAAGACACCAGUGAUCCUCCCAGAGACUCCAGCACGACAAAGAAAAGGCAAAGGUGUGAGCUCUUACUGCGGGAAAUUUCAGCUCUCACUUACCAUCUACAGGAAGAGCCAUUUCUGGACUCCUUGACUUUUCGACUGAAUGACCUUUUAGAGGAUGUGAGGCAUCAUACCCCUCACAAUGAAACCCUUUCCCUGUCUUACACACCUCCAUCUAAAAAAAAUUGAUACCUCAAAACCCUCAGCAUAAUCCCCAAAAAACAUCCAGCUCUUGAAAGUUUGGCCAUUGUGCUGAAGCAGUGAAAGCAGGCUGCAAGCCUUAAACGCAGAUGUAAUGUAGUUUUUUGCUUGUUGCGUUAGGUUCAAUAUCUGCAUGAUAUUCUUA
Molecule: messenger RNA, 1023 nt
Organism: Carassius carassius (crucian carp)
Lineage: Eukaryota; Metazoa; Chordata; Actinopteri; Cypriniformes; Cyprinidae
Molecular function (GO): DNA-binding transcription factor activity
Source: RefSeq, a predicted model, not a curated record